Molecule: messenger RNA, 1548 nt
Organism: Lycium ferocissimum
Lineage: Eukaryota; Viridiplantae; Streptophyta; Magnoliopsida; Solanales; Solanaceae
Product: putative serine carboxypeptidase-like 23
Exons: 7
Coding region: 1-1548 (515 amino acids)
Biological process (GO): proteolysis
Cellular component (GO): vacuole
Molecular function (GO): serine-type carboxypeptidase activity
Source: RefSeq, a predicted model, not a curated record
AUGGUUAAAACAACAUUUUUCUACUUCUUUUUCCUAACCUUGUUAGCUUUAUCUAAUUUAGUGCAUUCUUAUAAACCUAAAAAAUUAAAGCCAAUUGGUCAUUACUUCAGGCAUGAUUUGGAAAAAACUACUACUUAUUAUCCAGGCAGGACUUCACCGGUGCAUGUUGGGCCUCAAAGUUCACCCAAAGAGAAUGACAAAAUUGAAAAAUUGCCUGGUCAACCUGAAGGUGUAGAUUUUAACCAGUAUUCAGGAUAUGUUACAGUUGAUCAAAGUGCUGGAAGAGCUCUGUUUUAUUAUUUCGUCGAAUCGCCUCUAGACUCUGCUUCUAAGCCCCUUGUCGUAUGGCUCAAUGGAGGGCCAGGUUGUUCCUCACUCGGAGGAGGAGCAUUUGGGGAACUUGGGCCAUUUAGAGUUAACAAAGAUGGUACUCUAGAGAGGAAUCAAUUUUCAUGGAUUUUUGAGGCCAACAUAAUCUUUCUCGAAUCGCCGGCCGGUGUUGGAUUUUCAUAUACAAACACAAGUUCUGACUACUAUUUUAGCGGAGACAGAACAACAGCUCGUGAUUCUUAUACCUUUCUAGUCAAUUGGCUCGAACAAUUUCCAGAAUACAAAACUAGGGACUUUUACCUUACAGGAGAGAGCUACGCGGGCCAUUACGUCCCUCAACUCGCUCAGCUUAUACUUAUGCACAACAAUAACCCAAGCAAGACUAUUAGUACUAUCAAUUUGAAAGGAAUCGUUAUUGGCAAUGCCUAUGUUGAUUUUGAAGCCAACAUGAAAGGAACAACAGAGUAUUACUGGUCUCAUGCACUGAUCUCAGAUGAAUUAUACAACAAAAUCAUAUCAACCUGUAAUUUUUCUACUCCAUCGUCUGCAUCCAAGAAAUGCAAUGAGUAUUUGGACCAAAUCGAAAAAGAAAUUGGAAAUAUCUUUCUCUACAACAUCUACGCGCCAUUAUGCCCCAAAGGAUCACCCUCAAGUACCUCAAUACCAGACGUUGAUCCGUGCCUACCGAGUUAUAUUCAGUCCUACUUUAACAUUCCAGAAGUUCAAAAGGCUAUGCACGCAAACGUUACAAAUCUUCCUUAUCCAUGGGAAAGCUGCAAGUAUAAGUCUCUUGAUUUAGUGGGAAAAAAAACUUAUCUUUUGCUAAUGUCUACAUUUCUAAGCAUAAUUCUAACAUUAAUCAUAAAUUUCCUUUUUAUUGAGAACAGUAGCACUCUUAAUCUCAACUGGAAAGAUAGACCAUUGACUGUCUUACCACUUUUGCAUCAGUUGAUGAAGACUGGAUUAAGGAUUUGGCUGUAUAGUGGUGACAUAGAUGUUGUAGUGCCAGUGACAGAUACAAGAUAUGCUAUAAAGAAGUUAAAUUUAUCAGUUAAGACAGCUUGGUAUCCUUGGUAUUUACAGGGAGAGGUUGGUGGAUACGUGGAGGAGUAUGAAAACUUGACAUUAGUGACAAUAAGAGCAUCUCGGCAGCUAUUGUUCAUCACUUUGUUCCAAAAAACAUAUCGGCCCUCACAAAUUGGCACAAAACGGAUCUAA